Photinus pyralis (common eastern firefly) is the source of this 1482-nucleotide messenger RNA. RefSeq names its product zinc finger protein 28-like. The coding region runs from base 121 to 1383 and encodes 420 amino acids. The record is from RefSeq and is a predicted model, not a curated record. Gene Ontology annotation, biological process: regulation of transcription by RNA polymerase II. The transcript has a single exon. NCBI's taxonomy places the organism in Eukaryota, Metazoa, Arthropoda, Insecta, Coleoptera, Lampyridae. Gene Ontology annotation, cellular component: nucleus. Gene Ontology annotation, molecular function: DNA-binding transcription factor activity, RNA polymerase II-specific; RNA polymerase II transcription regulatory region sequence-specific DNA binding.
ACUUCAUUUUUUGCACACACAGUUCGUACCUCGUGGCACAACUCAUUCUUUCUGCUGUACGUAACUUGAAAUCAUCACCACAGGAGCCCUAAAAGUAAAAGUGAUUGUGGAAUAAUCAAAAUGUCAAUUGUCACAAUCUGUGGAUUUGUUAAAGAUGAGCCAAGAGAAGAAGAAGAAGAAAUAAGUGCAACCCUUAACGAAGAGGUUUUAAUAAACCAUGACGUAUCGAUAAGAGUCAAGAUUGAGGAUAAUGAAACUGCAACUUCCAGACAGUUAUUUAAAUGUGCAACACUAAGUUGUGCCACUGAUUUCCUGUGUUUUCAAUGUGAAUACGUGACAAGUAUCAAAAGCAAUCUCAGAAAGCACAUCAUCUUAAGGCACAUAACUCCAAGAAAGCUAAAAUGUGACCAUUGCAAGUAUGUGACAAACAAUAAGAAAAAUUACACGUGUUCCAUGCGCAAUCACUUCACAAAUGCCAAACACCCCUUAAAACACAAUGCUCUGAAAGACUUAAAAUGUGUCCAGGGCGCUUAUGCCACACAUUCAAAGGGCCACUUAAAGCAACACUCACUAACUCACCGAAACGAGAAGAAAUUUAAAUGUGAUCAGUGCACAUUCGAAACUCACCUAAAAAUGUAUCUGAAAAAACACACCCUCAAUCACAAUUUAACUACAGACUACAAAUGUGCUUAUUGUGCCUAUGCCACAAAGAUAAAAAAAAAUCUUAUAAAGCACAUCAAAAGGCACAUAACACCGAGAAGCUUAAAAUGUGACCAUUGCAAUUACGUAACGAACGAUAAGGACAAUUUAAGACACCAUGUUAGGACGCACAACGAUAAAAAAGAUUACACAUGCUCCAUUUGCCAUUAUGCCACAAACGCCAGACACUCCUACAUUCGACAUCUCCUAAAGCACAACGCUCCGAAAGACUUAAAAUGUGUCCAGUGCGCUUAUGUCACGCAUUCGAAGGACGUCUUAAACCAACACUUAAGAACUCAUCAAAAUGAGAAAAAAUUUAAAUGUGACCAGUGCGCGUUCAAAACUCACGUUGAAAUAUACCUGAAACGGCACGCCCUCAAUCACAAAUCGACCACGGACUUUAAAUGCUCGUACUGUCCCUAUGCCACAAACGUGAAAAAGAACUUCAAGAAGCACCUCUUGAAACAUACAGGGGAGAGCUUACUGUGCGAGCACUGCGACUACACGACGACCAUUCGCGAAAACCUGAAGACACACUUGCUGAAGCACAGAACGUUGAAGAAUUUCGAGUGCGCGUAUUGCAAGUUUCGAACCUAUGCCUCGAAGUACCUGAGGCGGCAUCUCUCAACGCACAGGAACUCGAGGGAGUUUCAGUGUUUCGUCGCAAUUACGAGACUUUUUUAAGUCACCGAAUGUCUGCUUCAUUUGUGAACAGUAUAAAGAAUUAAUAAUACGCAUGGAAUGUUCUAGCUAUCUAUUUUGUCUAAGUUUUGAUAUUUGAUU